AUGGAUCUUGUCCAGGCCCUACGUCGGUCCAUGAAGGGUGAGAGGCACAAGACCCAAAACUCCAUCAGUUCCAAAUCCGCCAUCGCCAUCGUGCCGCCCAAAAAGGUCAUACGAGCCAACGACGACUACCAGCCCGAUGACGCGCUCGUCCAGAGCUUCGCCAAGGCUGGCUACCAGGUCCUAGGCUUCUCCAAGGGCGAUUUCUUCCACGUCAUCGGCCGCGAGGACGACUCGAGCUGGUACGAAGCUUGCAACCCCUCCCUGCCGGAUGCCCGUGGCCUCGUCCCCGUCUCCUACUUCCAGGUCCUCGGCCGCACCGAGCGCGACAGCUCCCAAUCCGACGGUGGGGGCAGACCGCCCGCCAAGAUGCCCGAUCACGACUCCGGCUACGGCGAAGCCUCCCUCCAGCCGGGGAACCGAGCGAGCUCGAAACCAUCCAAGUCGGGCGGCAUCGUCAGCGCCAAGGUCAAAUACUACUUCGAAGCCGCCCCGGGACGGCCGGACGAGUUGACGGCCGACGAGGGCGAGGAUCUCAUCAUCAUCGCCCAGUCCAACAAGGAAUGGGUCGUCGCCAAGCCCAUCCGCAGACUCGGCGGUCCAGGCCUCAUUCCCAUCGGCUUCAUCGAAAUUUACGACGACGACUCGCAUCGAACGAGCCCGCCGACGCCUGCCGCCGAUCCCAUCGAAGCCCUCAGAAAGGCCAACGUGCCGACGGUGGAGGAGUGGAAGAAGAUGGCGGCGCAGUACAAGAAUAGCAGCAUCACUCUCGGCAAGUUUGACGGAUCCAAAACACCGUCGAGCCAGCAGCAGCCGGCCUCCAUCGAGCAGGGCAUGCAGCGCCUGAGUGUUCAGCAGCAGGCCGCACGGCAGAGCGGUUCGAACGGCGCCCAGAACGGAGCGCGGUACCAGUCUGGUUAUCAACACCCGGCCCAGCAGGAUCAACGCGGCUCCUACGCCCAGGGGGCAGCCCAACUGUACGCACCCAAGUGGGCGCGCAUCCCUCGCUACUGCUUUGCCGAGGGCAAAUAUUGGUUCGUCAUCGAGGCCGAGCUUGAGGAUGGCCGCAUCUGGGAACUCUCCCGGUACUACCAAGACUUUUACGACUUCCAGAUCGCCCUCCUCGCCGAGUUUCCCGCCGAGGCUGGCAACACCGGCACCCAGAAGCGCUCCCUGCCGUACAUGCCCGGCCCUGUGAGCUACGUCACCGACGCCAUCACCGAGGGGCGGCUCUACAACCUCGACGCCUACGUCAAGAAUCUCCUCGGCCAACCGACGCACAUUUCCCGAUGCGAUCUUGUCAAGCUCUUCUUCGCACCGCGCGAGGGCGACUACGAGGUCGACGGGAGCGCGAGCAGACAAGAGGACUACAGACUCUCGCAGGGCUCUCGUUCGUCCGCCGGCUCGCCCGCCAACGCCGCCUUGACGCAGUCGAGGAGCAACGCCGACGGGUACGGCUACGGAGGCCUGUCCGCGACACCGCGCCAGGGCAGCACCGCACAGCCGAGUCAAUCUCAGGACGCGGCAGCGGUCAUGAAGAUCAAGGUGCGCUUCAAGGAUGACGUUAUCGCCAUGCGCGUGGCCACCGACAUCGCGUACGACGAGCUUGCCAGCAAGAUCCGAGAACGAGUCAAGGCGUCUCCGUCGGACGACAUGCAGCUGUUCUACCAAGAUGACCAAACUGGCACGAGGCAGAGCAUGAUGAACAAUACCGACCUCGACUACGCCUUGCAACGAAACGAGAAGCUCACACUCCUGGUCGAGGUCGUCUGA
Molecule: messenger RNA, 1770 nt
Organism: Drechmeria coniospora
Lineage: Eukaryota; Fungi; Ascomycota; Sordariomycetes; Hypocreales; Ophiocordycipitaceae
Product: polarity protein BemA
Exons: 4
Coding region: 1-1770 (589 amino acids)
Biological process (GO): conjugation with cellular fusion
Cellular component (GO): mating projection tip
Molecular function (GO): phosphatidylinositol binding; protein binding
Source: RefSeq, a predicted model, not a curated record